This is a messenger RNA of Rhinopithecus roxellana (golden snub-nosed monkey), 1480 nucleotides long. It is a transcript of the gene SMARCE1, whose product is annotated as SWI/SNF related, matrix associated, actin dependent regulator of chromatin, subfamily e, member 1. Gene Ontology annotation, molecular function: nucleosomal DNA binding; nuclear receptor binding. The transcript has 11 exons. NCBI's taxonomy places the organism in Eukaryota, Metazoa, Chordata, Mammalia, Primates, Cercopithecidae. The record is from RefSeq and is a predicted model, not a curated record. The coding region runs from base 178 to 1413 and encodes 411 amino acids. Gene Ontology annotation, biological process: negative regulation of DNA-templated transcription. Gene Ontology annotation, cellular component: SWI/SNF complex.
UGCGGCCCGGAAAAAAAAAAAUUAAGAAGAGUGUGGAAAGUGCGAGUGCGGAAGCUCCGGACGCGAGGGGCGGGGCGUGCGCGGGACAAAGGGAAGCGAAGCCGGAGCUGCGGGCGCUUUUUCUGCCCGCGGUGUCUCAGAUUCAUUCUUAAGGAACUGAGAACUUAAUCUUCCAAAAUGUCAAAAAGACCAUCUUAUGCCCCACCUCCCACCCCAGCUCCUGCAACACAAAUGCCCAGCACACCAGGGUUUGUGGGAUACAAUCCAUACAGUCAUCUCGCCUACAACAACUACAGGCUGGGAGGGAACCCGGGCACCAACAGCCGGGUCACGGCAUCCUCUGGUAUUACGAUUCCAAAACCCCCAAAGCCACCAGAUAAGCCGCUGAUGCCCUACAUGAGGUACAGCAGAAAGGUCUGGGACCAAGUAAAGGCUUCCAACCCUGACCUAAAGUUGUGGGAGAUUGGCAAGAUUAUUGGUGGCAUGUGGCGAGAUCUCACUGAUGAAGAAAAACAAGAGUAUUUAAACGAAUACGAAGCAGAAAAGAUAGAGUACAAUGAAUCUAUGAAGGCCUAUCAUAAUUCCCCCGCGUACCUUGCUUACAUAAAUGCAAAAAGUCGUGCAGAAGCUGCUUUAGAGGAAGAAAGUCGACAGAGACAGUCUCGCAUGGAGAAAGGGGAACCGUACAUGAGCAUUCAACCUGCUGAAGAUCCAGAUGAUUAUGAUGAUGGCUUUUCAAUGAAGCAUACAGCCACUGCCCGUUUCCAGAGAAACCACCGCCUCAUCAGUGAAAUUCUUAGUGAGAGUGUGGUGCCAGACGUUCGGUCAGUUGUCACAACAGCUAGAAUGCAGGUCCUCAAACGGCAGGUCCAGUCCUUAAUGGUUCAUCAGCGAAAACUAGAAGCUGAACUUCUUCAAAUAGAGGAACGACACCAGGAGAAGAAGAGGAAAUUCCUGGAAAGCACAGAUUCAUUUAACAAUGAACUUAAAAGGUUGUGCGGUCUGAAAGUAGAAGUGGAUAUGGAGAAAAUUGCAGCUGAGAUUGCACAGGCAGAGGAACAGGCCCGCAAAAGGCAGGAGGAAAGGGAGAAGGAGGCCGCAGAGCAAGCUGAGCGCAGUCAGAGCAGCAUCGUUCCUGAGGAAGAACAAGCAACCAACAAAGGCGAGGAGAAGAAAGACGAUGAGAACAUUCCAAUGGAGACAGAGGAGACACACCUUGAAGAAACGACAGAGAGCCAACAGAACGGUGAAGAAGGCACAUCUACUCCUGAGGACAAGGAGAGUGGGCAGGAGGGGGUCGACAGUAUGGCAGAGGAAGGAACCAGUGAUAGUAACACUGGCUCGGAGAGCAACAGUGCAACAGUGGAGGAGCCACCAACAGAUCCCAUACCAGAAGAUGAGAAAAAAGAAUAAAUGUUGCCUUGUUUUAUGUGUUCUAAAUACUUUUUUAAAUGAAAAAAUGUUUUUUGGUUUUAAUGGU